Columba livia (rock pigeon) is the source of this 1440-nucleotide messenger RNA. It is a transcript of the gene DTD1, whose product is annotated as D-aminoacyl-tRNA deacylase 1. Gene Ontology annotation, molecular function: D-tyrosyl-tRNA(Tyr) deacylase activity. The transcript has 7 exons. The record is from RefSeq and is a predicted model, not a curated record. The coding region runs from base 269 to 805 and encodes 178 amino acids. Lineage: Eukaryota; Metazoa; Chordata; Aves; Columbiformes; Columbidae. Gene Ontology annotation, cellular component: cytoplasm. Gene Ontology annotation, biological process: tRNA metabolic process.
GGCCGCCGUUGCCAAGCGCCGCCGCCUUCCCCUCACACCGGCACCGGCGCCGGGCCUGCGCUGCGCGGCCGCGCCACCAUGAAGGCCAUCGUUCAGCGGGUGGCCCAGGCCAGUGUCACAGUGGGCGGUGAACAAAUAAGUUCAAUAGGACGAGGCCUCUGUGUGCUGCUGGGCAUUUCUUUGGAAGAUACACAAAGAGAGCUGGAGCACAUAUGCUGCAGAUUUGUAGAAGCUAAAAGAAGAAACCAAAGACAGGAGAGUGGCAUGCAUGCAGUCUUGUUAUCAAUCAAAGUCCAGCCAUAGACUACGUUGCAGGGUUCGAAAGAUCUUGAACUUGCGAGUAUUUGAAGAUGAAAGUGGAAAGCACUGGUCCAAAAGCGUGAUGGAUAAACAGUAUGAAGUAUUGUGUGUGAGCCAAUUUACUCUGCAGUGCAUUCUGAAAGGAAACAAGCCCGACUACCACAUGGCAAUGCCCACAGAGCAGGCGGAAUGUUUUUAUAACAACUUCCUAGAGCAGCUAAGGAAAGCCUACAAACCAGAGCUUAUUAAAGAUGGCAAGUUUGGUGCCUACAUGCAGGUACACAUCCAGAACGAUGGUCCUGUAACAAUAGAACUGGAGUCCCCGGCUGCCGCAGUUGACCCUAAACAGCUGACAAAACUUGAAAAACAGCAACAAAGAAAAGAGAAGACUAGAACCAAGGUGCCCUCUGAGUCAAGUAGAGAAAGAAAUGCCCCUCGUAACAAGGAUGACCCCAGCGCAAGCAGUGGAGCAGAAGGAGAUGUGUCUUCGGAAAGAGAGCCUUAGCUCACCCAAAAGAGUCCUCAGUUUCUCAUACAAAAGCUACACUGGAUUCUUGAAGAGAGAGACCCAAUAGACAUUCACCUCAGCACCAUUCUUCAGUGACUUUGGAACAGAGUGGAAGAUGGGAAAACAGAACUAAAGCGUUAGAAACUUACAUCAUUCUGUAUUGAAACAACCAAAGCAAUGCUAUCAGAUUCAGUUGUUAAUGUGUAGUAUCAGUAGUAAAAAGGACUUGUACCAUUUUUGUGUAUGUGUUUUCACUUGACUGCUGAAUAAAAGGUGACUAUAGGCAGAUUGUAGCAGAACAUUCACCAUCAGUACAUAAGCUCCAUUUCAAAAAUAAAUCAGGGGUUUUCCUUAAACUUACACUUGAAUUCUGAAAAUGAUCCAAACAGGCUUGUAUUUUGAUUCUCACUCUAUGGUGUCAUGUGCUACCUGUUUCCAUGACAGCGUGUAGAUCUGUGUAUAUUUUGGUAUAUUGUUUAGAUGCUAUGUAGCACCAAGUUAGCCAGUCCAGUCUUUCUGCAUGGAUUGUUAUUAAAAGGAAAAAUCAGCCGCUAGUCGUUUAUCAUGUGGAACAUAUCUGUCUUGUAAACUUUUUUAAAAACAGGAAAGACUUUAUUAAACAAAUUAUGCUA